AUCGUAUCUGUAUCUCUCUGUGUAUCUGUAUCUGUGUAUCUGAAAAGCAUUGAGUAGGUACAUGCUUACGUUUGAAACAAACACCGACUGCCGCUGCCAUAUUGCGACCUAGUUGCUUACCAAGUAGCAGCCCUACAGUUCCGUACUUCAAAAUUUAUCAACGGUUCUUCGGCACUAAAAACAACGCUUGACUACCACAAGUUUUCGCUUCGGCCAUCCGUUUGUGGAGAUAAGUAAAGCGGACGCCCCAAUGUCAACUGCGCCAAACAUCUCUCUUUACCUGGUUCAAAACGUACAAACAUCCUAAUGCAAUCAUGAUUAGGUAAGGGCCAAACGGGAUGUUUUUCUGGGAGAGCAAACGUUGUGUUUCCUGGUCAGGGUCUGUGUGCACGGUCUCCAUUGAACAAGUUGCAAUACUAUAAUAUAGAUAUGCACUUGGGGCUUGAAGACACACAUCAGCAAGUUGCGGCUCACCGUACAUGCAUUUGCGUCUCUUGCGGGGUGAUGCCGACCCUUGUGUACACGUAAACCAAUUGCAUGCCAAUCUAUAUUCUGACACAGCACAUGACGAUGGCACAAAUUUACGCAGGAUUUUGCUGCUGCUAACGGGUUGGGCGGUAUUGACCCUGAUGCCAGCAACCGCUGUAAGACUUCCACUAGGGAGUGGAGUGACAGUUUACGACUUGCUGGCGACUUCAGGUGUCCUUCCCCAGGGUGUUCUAUCCUUACAGCCGCAACCAAAUGCCGCGUCUCCCACAACCACAUACUUACCAUCCACAACCCUUACACUGCAAGGGUGGGGUAGCCACUUGCCUGGAAACCAGAUAAGCGGGGCCUACAAUCAACCCGGCUUCACCAUUGGAAGUCAACACCCAGCAGGCCCUCCCAUUUCUCCCCCUUCGAUCCCUUCCACGGCUCCCAGCUCUCCCACUUCUCCUAGCUCUCCCACUCCCCCAAAUCCUCCCAGCUUUCCCAACUUCCCUCCCACUGACCCUGACAAACCCUUUACAAUUUUGGACUGCUCGGGACUGGUUGACUUUUCUGUGUCGAAGGUCUCGGUAAUCAGCUUAAAGCCAGGUCAACACCUCAAGUUGUCGUCACUGUCAGUGCUACUGAUAGACCUCGUAGAGCCCCUGGGCCCAGCAGCCAGCAUGGUCAUUGAUCACCUCACACCUUCAGGCCUCGUCCAAGUACCCAAAGGAGCCAUCCUGACCCUCCAAAACGUGACACUGGUAUUGUCACCUUACUCUAUGCGGACUUACUUGGAAAUCCUCAGCUGUAAAGUGAGUGCCUGGCCCUACAGCACAGCAGUCACAAUCUUGUACAACGAGAUACAUAUCGAGAGCCUAACUACAUGGUCGCUGGCAUCAGAUGGAGGCCGCGACAAUGUCAACACAGCAGGCGGCGAGGUGCAGUGGCUGGGUGUCACUUUGAGGGGCGCGGAUGCAAAGCCAUUUAUUAAUCCCUUGGGAGCAACGGCUGUGACAGAAGCCUGGCAGCUGGGUUACAAGUUGCAAACUGACUUGGUGGGCGUCAUUGGCAUACCCGGGUCACUGUUCCUGUCGCUUGCAGCCGACAUCGUGAUUCCCCGUGAUGGCAGCUGGGAGCAGGCCUUCUUAGUCGACGGGCGUCCCUGGGUGCUGUUGGGAGAUCCCGAGCGGAGCACGACCCUGGAUUUAUCAGGCUUGGAAGGCGCCUGGUACACUGCUUCUUAUCAAAACAAUUGGGCGAGCAACCUAACUGCUGAAAAUACUUUAAUGCACAUCCACGGCUUGACACUCAUCAACUUGCCGCACACACAACAGCCAAGGGCUCCAAGCAGCCUUCUGGCCAUUAGCCUACAGAGCUUCGGGAUCUACAGGGGCUCAACAGGUGGCUACGAUUCUCCCCAGCUGGUCCUCAAGCGCUGUACAAUUGUCGUACCGGACCAGGAGGUUGCCUUCCUGGAGCGAGCAGUGCUGCUGGGGAGGAAUAAUGGGACUAUGCCUGCUGUGGGGGACCCUUCUAAGCUGUUCGCCGUCUUCGAUGUGCAGGUCCCAUCCGAUGACAUGUCAGCCAGCUCACCCAGCAGCACGGGUGGGAAGCUGCUGGUCACCAGGCUCAGGAUUGGGAACCAGGUCUCUCUGAUCAACUGCACCCUGCUGUCUGCCAGUCGAUACACAGCUUUGCCUGACAGCCGGCCUCUGCUGCCUUCAGAACGUGUGUGGCCGCCAGAGGUCUUACACGGGAAUGUGGACACAGCAGCGCAAUGGGGUCCGCUUGGAACUGCCUUUGCUCAGGGUCUCCAGGACGCGCUGGCCAACCUAAACUCAACAUGCGGGCCACUGCCGGGGAAGGCCCCACUUAUGUUUACUACAAUCCGUAAUGACGGAAGCAUUCCUUCCCUGGCUGCCACCACGGCAUUUGAGGAAGCCAAAAGAAUCCACAUCUCAAGUGGUGGACGCCUGGCCUCUGCCAGCGAAUGCAUUGUGGGAGGUUUCCCGCAGCAGCUAGGUGGCGAUCGCACCUUUGUCAAUAUGAAGGGCGCCAUCGGCCGUGUUGAGCUGCAGCGCCCCAUCACGCUCCGGAACCUGGUGCUGUACAACCUGGCUCCGGGCGGCAUGUACCCGCUGGUGUCUAAUGGUAAUUUAGGCUAUGGCAGCAGUUACGGCUAUAGCUUCGGUAUAGUUGGUCGCCAGCAGGCAUCAGCUCCAGCCCAAGCGGCUCCUCAGCUGGAGGGCGCAGAUGCCGCUUGGACCAACAGCUCCCUGCCGCUGUGGUUCUUCCGGAUGGCUAGGGAGCCCGCCGGUGUCACCUCUGACACGCAGCAGCAGCCACUGCUGGUGCUUGAAAACGUGACACUUGUGAUUCCGGAGGUCGAGUGGCGAGCAAUGGUAGCUGCCGUACUACUGGUUCUGCGAGCUGCUGCUACCCCUCCGCCGCCUUCAGGGGUCCUGGCUGCUGCAUCGGAGGGACAGCAGCCGGCCCUGGUGCAAGCACUAGACCGGGAGGUAUUAGAUACGACAACUUCGCUAUCGUCACAACAGCAGCUGGAGGAACAGCCAGACCAGAGGUACUUGCUGGGGACCAAGAAGACCGUGGAGAUGCAGCGACCGGGAAGGCCACUGUUAAGGGGCAACGCUGCUGCGGCAUUUGGAAAGGGAGGAAGCCAGGCAGGCGUGGAUACUCACAAGAAGGCUGCCCGCCGUGCGCUGCAAUUCCUGGGAUUCGAUUUCGGAUUUGGCCUGCCUUGGUCCAACCCACCACCGCCGCCGGCCCAGGCGUUUGUUCCUCAACCACCUAAAUCAGAGGCAUCAGGCCCUGCAGCGGCAUCGGGCCCUGCAAACACGAUAGCAACCGUUGUGCAGCCACCGGCAUCUGCCAAGCCACCACCAGCAGGGUAUCACGUAAUUUAUUUCCCCAAAGCACCCCCAUCACCUCCGAAACCUCCGCCAGUGCCUCCAUCACGGCAGCUCCCAAGGCCUCCACCACUGCUUCCAUCUCCGUCACCCAUGCCCCCGCUGCCUCCAGCACCGCCGCCUUCAACACCUUCUGAAUCUACAACUCGUGCAGCACUGCUGGAGUUUGCCAGCUCGUCACAGGUUCUGUCGUACAACUACGAUGCUGGCGAGCUGGUCCUGGCGGUUGCACGGCACUACGGUUGGGUUGGCACCAACGUAACACUGACGUACAAGUUGCCAGCGGACGCUCCGAGCAGUGCGAGUUUUCUGUCGUACCCGCCUCUUGUCCUGCCGUACCAGGAUCUCGCAGGCAUGGACAUCAACAUCACGGUGGAGCAGCCUGGCGUUGCCGGGCCACCCUCCAUCGCGCCCACCAUCCAGCCAGUACAUGGCAGCAGUCCUGGUGACUCAAAUGAUGGUGAUAGCAGUGUACCGACAGCGGCCGAUGGCAUAUUGCCCGUCUGGCAGUACCCCUCUUCAGUAGUUGCGCCUUCCCAGCAAUACAGCAGCCACGCACCUUCUCCCUACUAUCCUCACGUCGAUGGCACACCACCCGCUACCCCGUCCGUACCGCCUAGCAACAGCAGUAGCAGCGUCUCAAGGCCAGCAUGGGUGCCACCAGUUGCGGGAUGCCUAUCCGCGUUUGGCGCCGUCCUCAUGCUUCCACUGCUGUUGUUGGCAGCGUACAUGACGUGCAAGAUGCGUCGGUGUGCUGCCGCUGCGGUGACAGCCCCUGUCAAGGAAGGCUGCCCAUCGGCAGCUAAUGAUGCUGCUGACGCUGUUUCCUCAAUGUUUGCUACAUGCGCCGCUUCCACCUCCUCCGCGUUGCCUGCUGUUAAAACCUUUGAUGACGCUGAAGGCAAAGCACAGCAGCUAGCUGUUGGUUCGGGUGUAAGUGGCAGCACUUCAGGUGCAUUUGGGAACAACAGUGGCAUUCCGCAUGAUGACAGGGGUGGCGCAGGGGGCUCAAGUGGGACGGGUGGGGAAAGCAGAGCAGGUAUAGGCGUCGAAGAUAGGAGGUACGACAGAACAGCAGGCGGAGGCCCCGAGAUGACAUCAACGUCUACAGCAGCGCAAGCAGCACCCUGGAACGGAGGAAGCCCUGUGGAAAAGCGCAAGACCUCAAGUGCUGCAGUGGGCAAUGUCGAGGCACUGGGAGGCGCAAUAUGUUUUCUGGAGGCAAACCGUCUGGCCGUUCAUCGUGUACUGAAGGCGGCUUUGAUGGAAACCACAGCUCUUGGGAAGGAUCCGCAGCAACAGGAAGUACGCGGUUCACAGAGGCAGCAACCAGGCCAGAAAGCCAUUAAUACGUUUAAUGGCAAAUGUGGUGCAUCUAGCCUGGAAGGGAAAGAAGAGGACAGUGGCACCUGCGGCUUAUUGCAGGGAGUGGAGGCCCUGCCAGACCUCCGUGACGAGGCAUCAUCUUUGGCCUGCAGUGCUGAUGCCCUUAAGGAGAUGCUGACAUACUACAGAUCGCAACAAGACAAGGCCGAGCAUAGCCCUGGAGAGGACCAGCCGCAGCACCAGCAGCGGGAACAAGGGGACGUUGAGUUGGGCUGCAGUGCCCCUCAGGUGCCAUCUGAGGCCCACAUGUCGCAAGCGGUUCCCAUCCAGCAGGAUGGAGAGCGGAAACAGCAGCCGGGACCUCUCCCGACACUGCGAGAUGCAAUAGCUGCUAUUAGGGCGGAGUUGCGGGACCCACAGUUCCGAGUGCACUCCGUGUUGAGUCGUGGCACCACGAGUGUGGUGUUCCGCGGCGCAUGGAAGGACCUGCCAGUGGCAAUAAAGACGCUGGUGGUGCUUGGCGGAACCCUGGGUCAGGAGGGUCUCCAAAAGCAUCGGGCGGUGCUGGAAGCGGCCAUUUCCGUGAGCCUGGCACACCCCAACAUCGUGGCGACCUACGUCUACGAUAUGAAGCCCCUGGUGGGUAAGCCGCCUCAACGCGACCAGCAGGACUUGUCAGCAGCAAGGAACACGACGCCAGGGCUGGGGGCAGCUGCGAAUCCGGAUGGCUGCCCUUCCGUUGCCGUUUCCCCCCUACCUGGCAACCAGGAGGAGGGGGUCGUAGAUGCGUACAAGCUGUACAUCGUGCAGGAGUUCUGCAACGCUGGCACGCUGCGCCAAGCACUUGAUGACGGUGUUGCUGGCAGCGUCCGUGCUGGUGGGCUGCUCCGAGUACUUGCACUGCGGCUGGCUUUGGACGUGGCACAGGGCAUGCGGCAUAUACACGGCUGCCGUAUUGUGCAUGGAGACCUGAAGUCGGACAAUGUGCUGCUGGUAAGUGGGCCUCGAGCAACAUCCAUCGACGGCUCCACAGCACUGGAAACUGCUUCAGGGGCCGGACUUGAGAAUGCGGGGGCGGCAAAGCUGCAGCUGACGGCCAAGGUGGCGGAUUUCGGGCUCAGCCUGCCGCUGCCCGAGGGAGCCACGCACGCCUCGCAGCGCUUCCAGGGAACUCCUGCCUACAUGGCGCCGGAGGUGAUGUUGGGCGGCCACCUGUCCCCUCGUGCGGACGUUUGGUCGUUCGGGCUGCUGCUGUUGGAGCUCUACUACGGCUGCACAGUUGCUGAUAUGUUGGUGAUCAGCACUAGUGGCGAAGCUGCUGAGGCACCAGGGCAGAGCAAUGCGCUGGAUGAGCUUCGACCCUUCCUCCCUUUCUUAUUCCAGGACAUGGUGACAGCAGGACAUGUGCCGUUCGCAGAGCUGGUUACCGCGUGCCUGGCGUCUGACCCACGGGUCCGUCCGGGGUUCGGGGACAUUGUUGUGAAAAUGGAAUGGCUACUAAACGCAGUUGAAUCAUAGCGGGUGAGCCCCGGAAAAGCUAACGGGUGAGCAGGAAAGCAGCCUCGGCGUUUUCUGGUCGACUGCUAAUGAACGGAUUUGAGACAUCUCUUGCACAUGCACUCAUAGAAUGCGUGAUGGUCAUGUGUAAUUCUAGUGCGGCGUAUGAGAUUGUUGGUCCGCCUUCCAUUGCGUAGCGAAACGUAUUACGAACCGCUGAUGCUGUAUGUUGACAUGCGUGCUUAUCUGUGUUGCCUGUGUUCUUUGUGACCUAAACACUACUGCCGGCAAUUUUGAUUUCCACUGCUGUUCAAGGCCCUUCUGCAGCCUGCGACAUACAUACUGUCCACUAAUUUGUACUGCUGCAGAUGGAGAUUAACUUGAAUUAAUGUUGAACAGAACUCUGAUGGGCUUUAGGAGCGACAAGUGCGUACUUGCCCAUAUUAUUGGCCGUAGGUAUUGCUGCAGGUUGCAGUGUGGCAUACAUGCAGUUUGUUGACCUGUCUGUGAUGUGCAGGUUAUGUGUGUUUUCGAUAAUGCAACCCGCUGAACUACCCCAUUGGGUGCCCGUCAAUCCUUGGGUUACUGAUUUACCGGGUAUUCCAGUAGUCUCUUCGUCCUCCGACGUGCGGAGCAGCUUUUAUGCAACUGAGUGGUAACUAAGCGUGUAAAAUUUGAACCACAUAACUAACACUUGAUAUUAGUUGUUGUAGAUGAUGCGUGCGCUGCUUCUUGGCCCAGGCUUUUUGUGUCUUGCACACUGGUACAUCAAUGCCACACUACGGAAUGUUGUAAUUGCUGUGAUUACAGCUCAUAGCGCUUAUGGCGGUUAUCGUACCAGUUAUGUUAAUUUGUGCUGUGGAUUUUACUGCUGGACCUCAUGAGCUGGUAGUUAAGUUCGGCAAGUACGUCAUGGGCUGAGGGUCUUAAGCCAUUCCAUCAAUCAGAGGAACCACGCCGUUUAUUUCAAAUGCAUACCCGGAUUUUGCCUGAGGCCCAUUCCACGAAUGCAAACUGUGGUACUCGUAAAAAGGUCCAGGGACAAAGGUCAUUGCAACCCUUGUCACGCACUGCUUCUUUUUCUGGGGUGUGCAAACCUGGUAAUGGCCACAAGGAGGUUGUAACUGAAUGGAAGAAGAC
Astrephomene gubernaculifera is the source of this 7361-nucleotide messenger RNA. Lineage: Eukaryota; Viridiplantae; Chlorophyta; Chlorophyceae; Chlamydomonadales; Astrephomenaceae. The record is from the annotation of a GenBank genome assembly.